AUGCUUCCGGCUCCCCUAGUCAGUGUCUACCAGCAGUAUAAGCAGGACACUGAUUCCGUGGCUUCAUGGCUCGCGUCCACAGCCAAGGCCUGCGGCUACCCAGCCGAUCUACUGAAGCCGGUUGGGCAGGCAAAGAAAAGGGCCAAACACAAACACAAGAAUACUUCGUCUAAGUACGUUGUGGCGCUCAAAGACUUUGUCCCGCUCGCUCAAUUCAUCGCCGGCUCCAAGAAGCCAGUGGUGGAUGUCCCGGAAUCCUUCGUCACCACCAUCGACCGGGUCAUCAAUGUCCGCUCCUCCUUCAGCAACCGCCUAGCUGAGCAUGGCAAACAAACAACAUUCGAAGUCGAAAAGCCUCACUCUUUCUUUCUCGGGAUUCUCGAACAAGUUCGGGAAUCUCUGAGACCUCGCAUGCCAACCGCUACUGCGGCAUGGGCGGAGUCGAGCUCCUCGUCUUCUGCCGAUGCGCUCGCGAACGCAUUUGAAGCACUGAAGGUUUACGAGCCUUCAGACGACUUCCUGAAGGCACCGGAUAUCACAAGACCUGAGCCUGAGAAAGCUACGGAUAAGGUGGUCUAUGAAGCCGAGGGGGCCGCAUACUCCGAUUUCCAAGACGCCAUAUUCGCCUACUCUAUCAUGCUGGAAGACCUCCGCAAGAUCCGCACUCAGAUCUUGUUUAUCUGGCAGAAUUACCGCGACGGAGCCUUUGAUGUUGCAACUGCCGCCAUUGCAACAAACACCGCCGUCGAGCUUGCGCACAACGUCGCAGAGGAGGUCAUACCUCUGUUCCGAUCUCAUGGCGGUGUGUGGGAGGUCGCUAUGGCUUACUACCACGCAGCCGCCCUCGCCAGCGGCUUCAGCAAGGAGAGCAUGAAUAUUUCAGAUGCAGGAAGGGACAACAGAACGGCCUUCAACGUCAAGACGUACGACGUCGCGAACAACACGUACAUCAACGUCUACCGCUUCCUGGAGGGCUUCCAGGCGGUGUUAAGACCCAAUGUGCUGCCUCUAUUCAAGCAAAGGCGUCUUUGGAACGUCAUCAUGAUGGAGGUUUUCGGGGAACUCAUGGCAAUCAUUCGGACUGUGCCAAAUUGGCCAGUAGAAGACGAGUUUCUCCGAGGUAUGCGAGAAAUGGAGGACACGAAGAAGAUUCCGUUUUACCUUGUCUUCGCUGCCCAAACAUACCUUGACAUCCAUCACAUUCUAAGGGACGACGUGGAGAGAGGAUUUUUCCAAAUGAGCGACGAGACCAACAUCAUGCGCAACAAUCUGAAAAGCCAUCUUGAGUUUCAUCAAAGUCUUAAGAUCGAUAGCUGGACAGUCAAGCACGACCGGGCUCUGAAAGACAGAGUCAAAAACGAUUAUGCGCGAAGGCAUGGAAUCCCUCUCUCACCUGACACCAAGCAGUACUACCUUCUCAGGCAGUCGCCCGUCAUGUCUGGUCUGAUUCUGCACUACUUCCGGCUUGAUCUUUACGACAUUGGGAUUGCCGUAGCUAAUGCUUGGGGAUCCAUCACAUACAUGGAGCACCUCUACAAUGCCGUGGAUAAAGAAGGUCUUCUCGAAGAACCAUGGGAAGAUAUGGAUUUCAUGCGGAUCCUCGUGGGCCAGGAUGCUUUCUACGUCGGCGGAGCCCCUUCUGCACCAGAGGACUAUUACAAGAAGUUUUGCCUUCAGAUGGGCGUAUCUGCUGCAACUUUUGCGAACCGCAGUAAGAGACGGGCUAAGAUAAACCUCGAGUCUCGCGCUGGACCUCGCGCGAUCAAGAGGGGAGCUCCUGUAUCCGUCAUGUUCCAAAAUCGAUUUACCCUACGCGGGCCUGGCAUGGUGUGGACCACUGAGCUCGUCGAUAACGUGCUGUCGCGUAGCGAAUGGGAGGAAGAACAUGAUGGCGAUCAAAUCGUCAGCAUGGCUCGAGUCAUAGACCCGAAGAGGCUGACUAAAAUACGAAAGGGCAAGAACAAGAAGUUGGCAGAGGACGGAGGACGUCUGCCACCAGAAAAGCUGAUCAGAUCUCUUCUCUUCGCGCUGCAGAGCGAGAUUAUGGAGGUUGCUUUUCCGUACCUACUGAUGCAUCGGUGGUGUUGGAUGGUGCUUCGGAGUCUUGAGGAGCAAUGUGACCCCUUGUUGAGGGAGCUCUUCACACCGGCGUACAUCGAGCGUGAGAAUCAACUGCCGUUUGUCGUAGGCUGGAUUCUCGCGGCGAUGAACAGUUCCGGUGAAGUGCUACAGGAUCGUCGGUUGUUGGAGUCAGCUGCGGUCGUCUUGAAUACUUUCUUAUUUGCUGGAGCUGCAGGAAGCAUAUGCGGCUCGGUCCUGGAGAAGAUUGGGAUCCAUGUACAAGUUGAGGAUGAUGAUGACUCUGAGUAA
Messenger RNA from Colletotrichum aenigma, 2370 nucleotides. RefSeq lists its product as uncharacterized. The record is from RefSeq and is a predicted model, not a curated record. Bases 1 to 2370 code for a protein of 789 amino acids. The transcript has 3 exons. Lineage: Eukaryota; Fungi; Ascomycota; Sordariomycetes; Glomerellales; Glomerellaceae.